Perognathus longimembris pacificus (Pacific pocket mouse) is the source of this 2580-nucleotide messenger RNA. It is a transcript of the gene Minar1, whose product is annotated as membrane integral NOTCH2 associated receptor 1. The record is from RefSeq and is a predicted model, not a curated record. Gene Ontology annotation, biological process: negative regulation of cell population proliferation; negative regulation of TOR signaling. Gene Ontology annotation, cellular component: plasma membrane. Lineage: Eukaryota; Metazoa; Chordata; Mammalia; Rodentia; Heteromyidae.
AUGGAGGCCACGCAGGAGACGUCCCUCUUCCUGGAGAAGAUCCUGGAAGAGCUGGACCGCAAGCAGGGCACGGUCGACUACCAGGAGCUGUGCGCGUCGCUGUGCGCCCGGCUGGACCUGGCGCAGCUGGCCCGGCUGCGGGGCGCGCUCCUGUACACGGCCUGCCUGGACCCCGGCUUCCCGGCCUCGCUCUUCAAGGACCGGGAGGCCUGCGCGGGGGGCCCGCGGGCCACGAAGCUGGCGGUGGCCGCCGACAUCGUGGCCAUCUUCCACCUGGCCCAGGCGGGCGGGGCGGCCGGCGGGGGCCAGCAGGGGAGCCAGAAGGGGGCGGCCGAGCCCGGCGAGCGGCCCCUGGGCCGGGGGCUCCCCGCGAGGCGGCCCGCCGCGCGCCAGAAGGCCGACCGCCCCGAGUGCGUGCCCGCCUCCGAGCCCGGCUUCUCGCUGGGGGUCCGGAAGGAGGCCAAGCACCGCGCCGCCUCCCUGGACCGGCUGCCGGCCGGGGCCCCCUUCCCCGGGGCCGGCCCCCCGCCCUGCGAGAUGCAGAGGACCCGCUUCCCCAUGCACCUCGACGGAGAGUCCGUCUCCGACCGGGACUCCCCGCCCGUCGGCCCGGCGCUGCGCGACGCCUUCCUCCCCCACGACGAGGGGCCCUUCCUGGGGCCGCCCCGUGGGCCGGAGAGGAGCGCCUUCCAGGGGGACUUCCCGCUCCUGGUGGCCGCCUCCCCGGCCGCGGGGCGGCCCGGCCGCGGGGCGGAGCCGCCCAGGCGCAAGGAGCCGCCCCGGGCGCCCUUCUUCAACCACAGCUUCGAGAUGCCGGGCCCCGGCCCGUACCUGAGCCCCGGCUACUCCCCCGGCCCCGGCCGGCGCCGCGCCAAGCACGAGAGCCUGGAGGACCUGCAGGCCUCCACCUACUUCGGCCCCACCGCCCCGGCGCCCGGCGCCCGGGACGCCCGGCGCGGCCCGGGGCGGCCCAGCAGGCAGACCCCGUGGCCCGCCAAGAGCUGGAGCCUCACCGCGGAGGACGGCCCCGGCUUCGAGGGCGCGGAGGCGACGCCCCCCUUCCCCGGCUCCGGCAGCCAGACCCCCGGCCUCUCGGCCCCCGAGGGGCGCCCCGCUUUCUUGGGGCCCGAGGAGCCGCAGCGGAUCCUCCCCGCGGGCUACAGGGCGGCGGUGAAGCCCGGCGGGCCCGGCGCCAAGGAGAAGCCGACCGCCCCGGACCCGGGGCCCCGAGAAGCCGGCCCCAAGUUCCAGGACAAGUCUGCCGGUGGGGCGGGCCGGCAGCUCAGCUCGGACACCAGCAGCGUGGGGACCCAGACGGAGCAGCCCGCGCCCCGGCCCCCGAGGCGGCCCGACCCGGGCGAGCCGCUGGCCAGGAAGCCGUCGGACGACAGCUCGGAGGGCGUCAGCGACGACAUCAGCGACAUCUUCCGGUUCCUCGACGACUCGGGGCUGGUCCAGUCCUCCUGCUACAACAGCACCGGCUCCCUGUCGCAGCUCCACCGGUCGGACGGCGACAGCUCCCCCGAGCGCCCGCGCGCCCAGGUCGCCGACGGGGCCCCCGGCGGCCGGGGGGAGGGCCGCGGGCCGGACCGCGCGCGCCCCUCCGAGGAGGAGCUCAAGACCAGCGUGUGCCAACUGGUGCUGAGGAUCGGCGAAAUCGAGCGCAAGCUGGAGUCGCUGUCGGGCGUCCGCGAGGAGAUCUCCCAGGUUCUGGGCAAGCUGAAUAAGCUGGACCAGAAGAUGCAGCGGCCGGACGUGCUCAGCGUGCAGGUGGACCUGAACUCCCUGGCCAGCGAGGUCCCGUCGGAGGACGGCACCUCGCCCGGGGCCUUCCGCGCCCGCCGCGGCGCCCGCGGGCCCCCGCCCGACGGCGACGACUGGUGCUGCUCCGAGGCCAGCGGCGGCCACGGCGAGAGCCUGCGGGUCCGGGCCCUGAAGAAGAGCCUGGGCCCCCGGCCGCCCUCCCGCUCCCUGACCGAGGAGGACAGCGCCACCGAGUCCAAGAUGCCCAGCAGCGCCAACUCCCCCAGGGACUGGCGCACGCUGACCCGCCCCGGCCGCCCCGGCCAGCCGCCCGCCAACGCCGGCCCCGGAGAGGACGAGAAGGCAGACAGGCAGUAUGACCUCCCUCCGCAGCACCGGCCGCCCAAGCAGCCCAAGGCUGGCUUCCUGGUGGAGCAGGUGUUCAGCCCGCACCCCUACCCCGCCUCCCUCAAGGCCCACGCGAAGAGCACCCCGCUCUACACGGACAUGCGGCGGACGGAGCUGGCCGAGGUGGCGCGGGGCCCGGGCUCCUGGGCCCUGGAGGAGUACGCGCGCAACGCCGGCGACAAGGGCAAGCUGGCCGCCCUGGACCUGCAGACCCAGGAGUCAUUAAACCCAAACAACUUGGAAUACUGGAUGGAAGACAUUUACACUCCGGGCUACGACUCGCUACUCAAGCGGAAGGAGGCCGAGUUCCGACGAGCCAAGGUGUGCAAGAUGGUGGCCCUGAUCGGCGCCGCCGCCUGCACGGUCCUGCUGGUCAUCGUGGUGCCCCUCUGCACGAUGAAGUCCUGAGCCCGCGCCCGCGCCGACUCC